GACCAUGGUGGCCGCUGCCAGCGGGUCACACCUUCCCUAGACCAACAGAAAACGGAUAGUUGGCUUUUGGCGGUGAAUUCGAUCAGACGACGUGAGUGAGUGAGAGCCUUAGGAUUUUUGUUCAACGGUUUUCUUCUUCACGUCGUUCUGCAAGAAACGAGACAGCAGUCAACAGUAGGACGUAAAUUCCUUCCCACCUCAAGAGUAGUCUUGGAGAUGGUCCUCAAGCUUCAAAACUUCUGGCUAUAAAAGCAAUAGAUCUAAGGUAACGCAUCACUCUUCAAAGGAGCAUCACGUCUUAUCCCAUUUCUCUCUUUCACAAAUCAAUUCACACGUCCAUCGGCGAUCGACGGAGCUCAAGCAACCCAUAUCAGCCUUCGCUUUCGUACAUCUCGCUCGUCUUCUAUCAACAAUUCGUCCAUCAUGAGAAGUCUGUUGGUACUUCCGAUCUUCCUGGCGCUGACAGUGGCUGAGGACCAGUUCCUGGCUGGCCAGAUGAACCCACAAUCAAUGUUCGCAGAUGACACUCGAGCAGUGGAUGCCGCGACAGACAUGGAGGAGAGCAUCCUCACUGAGGAGAUGAACCAUGCAGCAACACAUCUCCAGGAGGAGAGGCCACAUCCACAUUUGGUUCAUCCAGAGCAUCAUCAUCCAAAGAGGACAUCUGGAGAGUCCUUCUUAAAAAGUUUAGACGAAGUUUUUGUCAGUCCCCAUCAUCCCGUCCCAGAGCCUCACCCAGUGGAGGAAGCAACUGAGCCUCAUCACAUUGGUGCUGCUGAUGAGGACCCUCAUCACCCUCACAGAUCAAUCGGUGUCAUACGCCACAAUGCAGUGGAGAUCCCGCUGGAUGUGCAAGGACCGGAGGGAGAAGGCUUCCCAGGCACCGAGAGUACCCUCGAUGAAGGUCUCUUCGAGAACCACCCAAACACCGAAGUUCCAGAAUUCGAGGCAACAGUCGGGACAGAGGCUGUAAACGAAAUGGAGGUGGUUCAAGAACCAGUGGUCCUUCCAGUCACGGAAGGGAAAAAUAGAGGGCAAGAUCCCGUUGCCCAGUAUGGCCUUCCAAAGGAGCUCAUGCCUAUUCAUCCGGGCGGUGGUUCCAAAUUCGACGAUCUAGAACGGGAGAAAAUGGAAAAGAAGAAAAUGGCCCAAACGAAAGGCACUGACGACGAAGACACAGAAAACGGAGCUUCACACGAAGCGGAGGGACUUUACAGUUCUGCUGCUACUUUGUACCUUUCCUCUAUAAUCUUAUCGCUUUCCUCUUCAUUUAGAAUAAUAGUUUAGUUUUCUCUUCCUAGUGUUUACAUCCGGUUGUUGGCUGAAUUUCGGAGUCGCCUUAGUUAAAAUUUGGAUAACAUUUAGUCAUCUUGCACUCCAUUUGCAAAUAAUGAAAUAAUCAGUUCUCAUAAAUCAUCUUUUCGUGAAUUAUCGGAUGUUCAGCUAAGUACUGGAUAACGCUUCUUCUUGUUUAUAAGGCUUUUUUUUCAUAAAUAUAUUGAUUUCUGCCCGAUGAUAGAUUUGAAAUAGUAGUUUUUGUUCUGGGAAAAUAAAAUGGUCUAUUACUAUUAA
Messenger RNA from Macrobrachium nipponense, 1572 nucleotides. RefSeq lists its product as uncharacterized. The record is from RefSeq and is a predicted model, not a curated record. Lineage: Eukaryota; Metazoa; Arthropoda; Malacostraca; Decapoda; Palaemonidae. The transcript is spliced from 6 exons. Bases 424 to 1287 code for a protein of 287 amino acids.